This is a messenger RNA of Syzygium oleosum, 2484 nucleotides long. RefSeq names its product condensin complex subunit 2. The record is from RefSeq and is a predicted model, not a curated record. Bases 198 to 2201 code for a protein of 667 amino acids. Gene Ontology annotation, cellular component: condensin complex. Gene Ontology annotation, biological process: mitotic chromosome condensation. The transcript is spliced from 13 exons. NCBI's taxonomy places the organism in Eukaryota, Viridiplantae, Streptophyta, Magnoliopsida, Myrtales, Myrtaceae. Gene Ontology annotation, molecular function: chromatin binding.
CGAAACCGGAUCUUUGAUCUGGUUCUCUUCUAUACUCUCCUCUCCAUUUUCGUCCGGUUGCUUCCUGCUUCUCGUCCUUCAACUGCAAGGCAAACUCCUCCCAGAUUCCCCUCCCCCCCACCCAAUCUCCGACGCUGUCGAAACCCUAAGCCCGCCGCCCUCCUCCUCCGUCGCCGGCCUCCGCUUCGGCCUCCUCCAUGGCCGAGAUCCUCAGCCCUACUAGGCACCGGUCCAUAGCCGGCCGGAUCCAGUCCCCGACCAGCCCCUUCUUCCUCGGCUCCAACGACGACGACCUCGAGCGGGCCCAGGCCCGCGCCGCCCGCGCCGCCGCCGUCCGCCGGAAGCUCGCCGCCGCCCCCCGCCCCGCCCCCCACGCCGCCCCGCCAGAUCCCGGCCUCGGGAAGCAGCAGAUUUUCGAGCUGUUCCACAACUGCAUUAAGCUCGCGAGCGAGAACAAAAUCAACCAAAAGAACACGUGGGAGCUGGGAUUGAUAGACCAUCUCUAUGAGAUUAUUAAGGUCGAAGAAGAAAGUGACACGGAGACGAAUUUUCAAAAGGCAAGUUGCACGUUGGAAGCUGGAGUUAAGAUAUACUCGAUGAGAGUUGAUUCUGUGCAUUCAGAGGCCUACAAAGUCCUUGGGGGGAUGAACAGAGCAGGUCAAGACAACGAACAAGAUGGUGUUGUGGAGGAUCCUAGUGUUGAUAGUGGACAAGAAGAGUGUCGUUCAAAGAAAGAUGCGGACAAGAAGAUAUCACCAUUAUCGACACUUGAACCAUCCUUUGAGGCUCUCAAUGUGAAGAAGUUUGAUGUUGCAUUUUUGGUGGAUCCUCUUUACCAUCAGACGUCAGCACAAUUUGAUGAAGGUGGAGCGAAGGGCUUGUUGUUGAAUAAUCUUGGAGUAUAUGGUGGGUGCCGGGUGCUAUUUGACUCUUUGGAAGUACCUGGAAAGUGCAUGGCAGAUAUUCAAAACGAUAAAUUAGACACAGUCGAUCUUUCAUUUGCAAAAGAAUAUAUCGAACAAAUGGUACUGGAAGUGCAAAUGAAGGAUGAAAUUACACCAACCUUAAGGGUAAUAGUUGAUCAAUUUGAUGAAGACAAUAGAAGGCCAACGGAUCAUGUCUUUCAGAAGCCAGAAGAGCAAAAUGAUGCUACAUGUAGCAGCAGCAAUGUGUUCGAUGCUGCUGACACAUUCGAAAACUGUAGUACCUGGGAUCAGGAUGAUGAUUUUGGUGAUACGAGUGUGGUUGUGGAAGACUCAAAUUGUGUGGAUCCAACAGUUCCCAUGCACACUGAGGACAAUGAAUUAUAUUCUUAUCAUGACCCUGAUUCAGAAGACAAGGUAGAGGAAGUAGAAAGCUAUCUUUUCCUCGGUUUGGGUUUUAACACCCAGCACAAUGCUUGGGCCGGUCCUGACCAUUGGAAGUUUCGGAAACCUAAAGGAAAGGAAGAAAAGCAUGCUGUGGAAAGUGGUUCACCAACUACUGCUAAAAAAACUAGAUAUAAGAAACAAGCAGAAGUUGACAUCGACUUUACAAGCUUUCUGGACAAGGAUAUGCCAGAUAUAUUUGCUCCUCCCAAGAAUCCUAAGUCACUGCUGUUGCCCGCAAAUAGAGCUCCAUGUAACGUAAGAUUGCCCGAAGAUUGCCAUUACCAACCAGAGAGUCUUGUGAAAUUAUUUCUCCUACCGAAUGUAACGUGCCUUGGCAGGAAACAGAAAAAACGAUCAGAUGAGCCGCGAGAAUUAUCUGAUGGUUAUGGACCCUCAACCUCUUGGGACCACGAGAGUGUCUUUGACCAACAAUUCGAUGAUGGGAAUAUCCAUAGUGAUGAGGAAGAUGUUGAUACACUUGUUUCUCAGCCCCGCCAGGUAAAUAAAAUCGAAGUUCAGUAUGACAAAACCUCUAAGCAAGUUGAUGUCCAAGCACUGAAAGAGACUCUCUGGGACCAUAUUCUUAAACCUCCCGAAAUGUCUAUUCAGAAGGAUCCAGAAGAAGCCGUGUCUUUCAAGCAGAUCUUGGCCAGUUUUCCAGCUGACUGUAGAGCUGCUGCAAGCAUUGGCGAGAUCUCCCCGCAUUUAUGCUUCAUAUGCUUGUUGCACUUGGCGAACGAACACGGGUUGAGCAUCCAAGGCUCUAUCGACAUGGACGACCUCAGCAUUCGUGUUCCUGGUCACGAUGUGCGUAGAGAAGAUGGUGCCUAGAAACUUAUCAUGCCGUGUGCAAAUGUGUCCUCGUAACUUGACUUUAGAGGUCUAGUCGUGUUUCUUCUGUUGUUGUGGCUAAGUUUCGCUCCCCGUCCCAGGUGUGCAAUUGAAUCGCUGUAGAUCUUUUUUUACGGUCGUAAACAUCAUUGUAACAAUGGAGAGUUUUCUCCCCUCAUGACGACUGGCAUGUGGGAAUGGAACUUCUGAAAUCAUUUAUGUACUUAAAACUCUCAAUUCUGUUCCAAUCAUAGUGGCACAUGCACUGAUUGCCAUUCACUUC